This is a messenger RNA of Peniophora sp. CBMAI 1063, 1071 nucleotides long. The record is from the annotation of a GenBank genome assembly. Lineage: Eukaryota; Fungi; Basidiomycota; Agaricomycetes; Russulales; Peniophoraceae.
AUGUCCGCCCCAGGUAACUUCGCCCUCGUCGCCCACGGGCCGAUCUUCAUCGGUACCAUCCUCAAUGUCUGCCUCUACGGCAUUUCCAUCGCUCAAACCUACAUGUACAUGCAAACGUACAAGAAGGAUCGGGUAUGGAUGAAGAUCCUCGUCGGCUUCAUCUUCCUCGCCGACACGCUCAAUGCCGUCUUCGAUGUCGAGUAUACGUAUAGUUCACUGGUAUUGCAUUAUAACGACCCAGAGGCUAUCCAAAAGGCUACUUGGGUAUUCGCCACCGAUCCAGCUCUGACUAGCAUCGUCGGCACCACGGUCCAGCUUUUUUUCGCCUGGCGUGUUAUGGUUCUCACCCGCAGCUAUGUUGCCACUGGUCUACUCGUCGUCGGCUCUAUCAUCUCGUGUCUUGGCGGUAUCGCGACGUCCAUUGCCAUUGGUAUCAUUCCGGAAUGGGAAAUGUUCCAGAAGUUCGAGGUUCCGGUCAUCAUCUGGCUCACCGUAUCUGCGCUCGUUGAUACCUCCAUCACCGGAAUCAUGGUGUGGCAUCUGAGGAAGUCCAAGCGCGGUUUCAAGCACUCAAACGAUAUGCUCGACCGCAUUAUCCGCUUGACCGUCCAGACCGGCCUCAUCACCUCCCUCUGGGCUGUCGUCGAUCUCAUCGUCUUUUUAAGCAUCCCUACCGGUCUCCACCUCAUCUUCAACUUCCCUCUUUCCAAGUUGUACAGCAACUCCCUUCUCAGCAGCUUGAACAGCCGUCAGGGAUGGAAGUUGAACACGGAUUCGGAGGAAGCCACCUCGGCUGCCGCUAUGAACGGAAACACUAGCCGCCGCCCCGCCGAUAUGGUGACGUUUGGCUCGGUUCCAAUGCGCCCCGAGGUCUUUAUUGACGUCGAGUCGCACGAGAUGGUCCAUGUCGAUGACAAGAUGAUCAUGGACAGCGAUAAGACCCUCGUCUCAGGCGCGUCAACGCCUUCCACGGCGUACGGCCCUAACGGCCCUCCGUCGCGCCCGACGCGAGGCCGUCCUGUCUCAAGCUUGAUCAGCAACCCUGCAGCUGCUGCCAUCACGAAGGGUUGA